UUUGGGGCGCUGAGGUCUGAAGCCAGCGUCACCCGGAGCCCGGCAUCGGCUUAGACCGACGGAGAAGGCAACCGAGGAGCAGGGCGCGGAGAAGAGACUAGGCGAGCGGAGCGGGGAAGCGGUGGUGGGCGAACACAACUUUGCCGGGCGGUCCGGGUCUGCAGCUCUCGGCGGGGCGCUCCUCCCGGGGGUCCCAGUAGCUGAUAGCCGAGUGCGCUACGGACGAGCGCCGGGCAGCCGGGAAGAUGAUGAUGAUGUCCCUGAACAGCAAGCAGGCUUUCAGCAUGCCGCACGCCGGCAGCCUGCACGUGGAGCCCAAGUACUCGGCUCUGCACAGCGCCUCUCCCGGCUCCUCCGCGCCCGCGGCGCCCUCAGCCAGCUCCCCCGGCAGCUCCAGCAGCACCGGCGGCGGCGGCGGCGGCGGUGGCGGUGGAGGCCGGAGCAGCAGCUCCAGCAGCACCGGCGGCAGCGGCGGCGGCGGCGGGGGCUCGGAGACGAUGAGGAGAGCUUGUCUUCCAACCCCACCGAGCAAUAUAUUCGGCGGGCUGGAUGAGAGUCUGCUGGCCCGUGCCGAGGCCCUGGCCGCCGUGGACAUCGUCUCCCAGAGCAAGAGCCACCACCACCAUCCGCCCCACCACAGCCCCUUCAAGCCGGACGCCACCUACCAUACCAUGAACACUAUUCCCUGCACGUCUGCCGCCUCCUCUUCAUCUGUGCCCAUCUCGCACCCGUCUGCGCUGGCCAGCACCCACCAUCACCACCACCACCAUCACCACCACCAUCACCAGCCGCACCAGGCGCUCGAGGGCGAGCUACUGGAGCACCUGAGCCCCGGGCUGGCCCUGGGAGCCAUGGCGGGCCCCGACGGCACGGUGGUGUCCACGCCGGCUCACGCGCCGCACAUGGCCACCAUGAAUCCCAUGCACCAAGCGGCCCUGAGCAUGGCCCACGCGCACGGGCUGCCCUCUCACAUGAGCUGCAUGAGCGACGUGGAUGCUGACCCGCGGGACCUGGAGGCGUUCGCCGAGCGCUUCAAGCAGCGACGCAUCAAGCUGGGAGUGACCCAGGCAGAUGUCGGUUCUGCGCUAGCCAACCUCAAGAUCCCGGGCGUGGGCUCGCUCAGCCAGAGCACCAUCUGCAGGUUCGAGUCCCUCACGCUGUCGCACAACAACAUGAUCGCUCUCAAACCCAUCCUGCAGGCGUGGCUGGAGGAGGCUGAGAAAUCCCACCGGGAGAAGCUCACCAAGCCGGAGCUCUUCAACGGUGCUGAGAAGAAGCGCAAGCGCACGUCCAUCGCGGCGCCAGAGAAGCGCUCGCUCGAAGCCUACUUCGCUAUCCAGCCGCGGCCCUCCUCCGAGAAGAUUGCCGCCAUCGCGGAGAAGCUGGAUCUUAAGAAAAACGUGGUGCGCGUCUGGUUCUGCAACCAGAGGCAGAAACAGAAAAGAAUGAAAUAUUCCGCCGGCAUUUAGGGACCCUUGAUCUCUCCGGGGACGGUCCUCUCUCUCCUCGUCCCCCUUUCUCUCCCCCUCCUCUCCCUCCUGCCUCUUUUCUUUCCACUUUUGGUGAUCAGAAACAAUUCCGGUAAAUGUGAAUCCAGAGAAAGCGAGGACUGAAGGAGCGAAGGAAGGAGCGAGCAGCUGAGCCCCAGUCAGGGAGAACGUGAACCUUUCCGCAAGGUGAAGAAAAACAAAGAUGGGAUUUGUCAAGUUGCAGCAAAGCAGUCCCUUUAACCCCACCUCGGCUUCCUCAGAAGAAGCAUGGAACUGGCUGUUUGCCGGAAGCCAGAGGAACAGCCUUUGAAAAGCCGGCUAGAAUGAGCAAGUAAGGUUUGUUUUUAUUCUUACAGACGUCACCCUUGUUCGAGUUUAAAAUUACACUUUGCAACUAUUUUUCAGAAAUAGAAAUUGAGUCAGGACUGAAACUCUAAACUAGAGUUGAUGCUUAAUGUGAUAGAGACAUCUCUAAAGUAUUUUGAAUUUAAAAAAAGAUGGCAGAUUUUCUGCAUUUACACUGUAUAUUAUAUAUAUAUUUUUAUUGUGGUUCAUACCCCCUUCCUUUUCUGAGGUGUUCAUGCUUAAGAAAGGAAUUGCGCCUGCUGUGUUCACUGAUCUUGAAAGCUACUAUUAGAUUAUUGCCGAACAACCCUCUGUAAAUUAUUAAUUUAUCUCUCUGGCGACUUAAUUUUGUGCACAUCCUAAUUAAUUAAACUUUAGUCUAAGAACAAAACCGAGGGAAACGUAUAGCUAGUGAUGCUCAACAAUUUUUUAUUUGGUAAGUUUCCUGAAUUCUUGCAGCUUUCCUCUUAGACUGUGUUGGCCUAUUUGUAUAUUCUCACUUUGAACGGAGAUUGCUUUUCAAUUUCUUUUAACUGGUAGUGUUCUGAUUUGUGAGUUGACACUCAGUAAUGGAUGUCUUAAUCGUGCAGACCUGAUUCACUGUCCGAAGUAUUGUUUACUUCCUUACAUAUUUAAUGGGGAUUCCCAUAUUGUCUCCA
This is a messenger RNA of Nannospalax galili (Upper Galilee mountains blind mole rat), 2494 nucleotides long. RefSeq names its product POU class 4 homeobox 2 (gene Pou4f2). Gene Ontology annotation, molecular function: DNA-binding transcription factor activity, RNA polymerase II-specific; RNA polymerase II cis-regulatory region sequence-specific DNA binding. Gene Ontology annotation, biological process: regulation of transcription by RNA polymerase II. The transcript has 2 exons. The record is from RefSeq and is a predicted model, not a curated record. The coding region runs from base 246 to 1469 and encodes 407 amino acids. NCBI's taxonomy places the organism in Eukaryota, Metazoa, Chordata, Mammalia, Rodentia, Spalacidae.